Molecule: messenger RNA, 1620 nt
Organism: Danio rerio (zebrafish)
Lineage: Eukaryota; Metazoa; Chordata; Actinopteri; Cypriniformes; Danionidae
Source: RefSeq, a predicted model, not a curated record
UAAAAAAUCAUCUCAUGAACAAACUCAGUAAAAGGAGUAAUAUUUUUUAGGUACAAUCACCUGUUAAAUCAAGAUAGAGAUAGUGUUAGAAAUACAAUAAAAUGCUAAAAUCAACUUCGAAAAGUAAUUAUCGAAACCAAAAUAUCUCUGACGAAACUGCAUUGUCGAAUCACAAGGUGUCUUCUGCGCAUGCGUUUGUUUAAACAUUGGCGCCUGUUAGUGCGAUCAACAUUCAUUCAUCACUUUCUGUAUUAACACGACCGAUAAAAACAUCAGAGAUGAAUCACUGCGAGCUUGAAGAAGUGACACAACAUAUCAACAACAAAAUUUCCAUGAUCAAAAGACUCCUGGAGCUUCGAGCUGUUGCAAAAGAUCCAGACAAACGUGGGACUCUUCUCAAAAUUGGGCAAGAAGUCAGUGCCAUAAAUGAGCUUCUUGAUCGCUUUGAGAAAUAUGUGGGCAAGCAAAGAGACUUGCUGAAGCAUUUGAAGGAUCUAGAAGGUUUUUUUCAGGAGGAUGAACAAGAUGCCUAUCACCUUAAGAACAACACCCCUCCGCACAUGCCAAAAAGAGGCCAGCAAGCAGCUCCACAAGGAGGAGGACAGGUGGCAGUUCAGAGCAGGCAGACAGAUGCGCCAGCCGCCCCUCAGGAACAAGGGCCGCCCAGGAAAACUCAGCGCAACCAGAUCAAAGAGAUGGAGUUCAUUACCGUCCCUGAAUUUGACAGCAUACCACCGUACAUGAAAGGGCGCGUAACAUACGAUCAGCUGAACGCAGCAGUACAAAGCAUCAACACAGCCGUGACCUCAAAAUAUAAAAUCCUCCAUCAGCCAGUCAAGACCCUAAACAACGUGUCUCGCUCGCUCCAGCAGCGCUUUAAAGAUCAAGAAACAAAAGACACCAAAGGUCAUUUUUUUGUCGUGGAGCAAGACAUCAAAGAGUUUGCCCAGCUGAAGGUGGACAAGCGGUUUGUGGGCAUGUUGAACAUGUUACGCCACUGCCAGCGUCUGAAGGAGGUCCGAGGCGGUGGUCUUACACGAUUCAUCUUGUUAUAAAGACGCCCACAUCCCUGCGUUUAAAAAGCCACUAUGGACAAAAGGUUUUCAGUGGAAUGAACAUCAAUGUUUAUGUCACCAAAAACAGACCAUUUCAUACUGGUGGUGUUUCUGCAGAGAAGAGAAACAGAGAAAGGAUUUCAUGUUUAAAUAUGCUCUGUUAUCUGUCUUGUAACAGAAAUGUCAAAAUUGACACAUAGUUUAUUUAAAGUGUUAAAAUAAGCUGUAAAUGUUUCAGAAUUUAUGUUUGAUGUAUAAUUUUGUAUGUUGGGGAACAAAACCUCAUUAUUUUGCUGAACAAACUUCUUUCCAAUUAAUGUCAACAACAGACUUAAUUGACUCAUAAAUUCAAAAGCGCUGUUCUGAAAACCUGUUACUAAUUCCCAGCGGUGCCCCAUUGUGAAUUAGCAUUCUGGAUUUGGCUUACAAAUUGACAUUGUGAAUUAACGGCCAGGUCACUUUAUCUGUGAUGAUGAAAUUAUCAAUUGAUUGCUGUUUUAUUUAUCUUGGUGGAAAGUGCAGAAGUGUUGGAGCUCUAAUAAAAUUGUAUUUUUUUGUAACCUCA